AUGAAGCUGGUGUGGUGCCCCGACACGGCCUCCAAGGCCUACAUCGACGGCGUCCGUGCGAUGGCCAACGACUCCGCCGACGGCUCGCUCGAGCUCGUCGCCGCCAUGGCCGGCGGCUGGAACGCCCAGCUCAUCGUCGACGCCCCGUACGUGGACGCGGACGCCUCGCCGUCGCCGUCUAGCAGCCGCUGCCGCCCGCCCGCCACCAGCCUCGCGCUCACCGCCGCCGUGCGCCGCACGGGCGGCCGCUACGCCCUCCUCGACGUCGACAUCGAGGCCGAGUCCGCGAUGGCGCGGCUGGAGGGCGUGGACCUCCUCGUGCUGGACGCGGCGGCCGUGCUGAGGGCGGCGAGGCCGGGGCCCAGGGGCAUGGUCGUGGUGCACCACGGCGACACCAGCAUCGGCGGCGUCCGGCGUCGCGCCGCCGUGGGGGACGAUGGCGGCCGGGACCAGGGUCGUGCGCGCGGCCUACCUCCCCAUCGGCGCCGGCGGCGUCGAGGUGCUGCACGUCGGGGUCGGCAAGGGGCCCAGCCUGCCGACGACCACGCAGCAGCUGCACGGCCACAGAAGGAGGCACCCCGCCGGAGGCCGUGGGCGGUGGAUCCGCCACGUUAA
Molecule: messenger RNA, 615 nt
Organism: Miscanthus lutarioriparius
Lineage: Eukaryota; Viridiplantae; Streptophyta; Magnoliopsida; Poales; Poaceae
Source: the annotation of a GenBank genome assembly